GACUUUCUGCUUGCAAUUUGCGUUGCAUCAGUUGAGCCAAGGCUUUGUAGCAGACGGGGAGAGGAGAGGUUGCCAUUUACACCCCCCACUCCCCCUCUUACGUUUAGGGAAGAGCUCAUGUCUGGUGUCAGUAGAAACCUUAACGUGCUAACACUAAGCUGUGGUGUUGAAUGCCUCUCCUGCUCCCCCCUUUGGAUUGCUGUGAAGGACUGAAUAAUGUGGAUUAUAGCAAGGUGGACCUCUCAGCCAUGUCUCGUCUCCUGGAAUAUGUGGAUGUGACAGACCUGCACUUUGUGGCUGCUAUCCUCUGCAUUGCCUUUAACCCACUCUUCUGGAAUCUGGUCGGGAGAUGGGAGCACCAGACGCGGUCGCUCACUCGCACCUUCCGUUCCCCAUACGUGGCAUGCUACUGUCUAGGAGCCGUCAUCCUGCUGCUGAACUUUCUGCGGAGUCACUGCUUCACGGAAGCCAUAAAGAGCCAACCCAAACUGGAGGUUCUGGAUUGUCUUCCCGGCUACUGUGCUGGCCUGAUUAUUGCGGCCGUCGGCACGGUGUUUGUCGUUUCCAGCUUCCUCGCACUGGGUUUCGUUGGCACGUUCUUGGGUGACUACUUCGGCAUCCUCAUGGAGGCGAAAGUGACGUGCUUCCCGUUCAGCAUUCUGGACAACCCCAUGUAUUGGGGCAGCACUAUCGUUUACCUGGGGUGGUCCAUCAUGCAUGCGAGCCCAGCUGGUAUUAUCUUGACAGUGGCCGUAGCGCUGUGCUACACAAUUGCUCUGCUCUACGAAGGGCCUUUCACCGAAGAGAUCUAUCGCCAGAAGGCAACCAGGAGCAAAUAGCGCCAGAUGUGGCCGCGAAGGCCCAAGGAGAGCCACCAGGGCAGUUCAGAAACCAGAAGCCAGUCUGCCAGGGCCAGCCCCACUGCCACGGGACAAUUUGAUGGGAUAUGAAAGUUCAGCCUGACUUCGAAUUAUGCUUUCCUCCAACUCUUCCAAAGUCCCUUGGAAACAGAGGGUGAAGGGAGGCCUUCCAGCCUUCACAAAAGCUCCCACCAACCCAGGCGGGGGGCUUUUUUCAGCUGCACCUCAGGCUUUCAACAUGUUCCAUUAAGAGCACAAGCCUGAAUGUGUCAAUUAUAUACUUGAGAGUGUCAAAAGAACUGUUCAGGCAGGAAACCUUGGAAUUUUAUGUAACCACACUCACACACACAACAUGCAUGCAUGCACACACACACACACACACACACACAAAGGAAGAAUUGACAGCUAAUGUACAUUAUUUGGGAGGGAGCAAGAAGAAACAGGGGCGCCUGUUGUGUAGCUACUGGCAUUUGCAAAGUGUGGAUGAAACGGGGGAAAAGGGUGGAUCGGAGCACAGAACGGGGCGUCCUGGUCCUGUGAAAAAUUACCGCACCAAAGUUUAGCUUCUGACAGUCCCUUCACCGAAGCAUAAAUGGUUGGAGAUCUCUCUCUUCUGUCCUCUCUUAAAGAAGCUCUGUCCCAGGGUGGGCCAACUUGGCCUGCCGCCUGUCAUUGAACUAGAAUUCCCAUCAUUCCCAGCCACUGUUUUAUUGUGGGAGUUGUUCAACAACAGCUGGAGGGCCAAGUUGGCCAAAGCACUCCCACUCAAAAGGCUGGGUCAAGAGUGUUUUGCAGAGACGUGCUGCAGUUAUGGAUGCAAUGCACAAUCAGAACAGCCGUGCGGUGCAACUAGGCCAGGCUGCAGCUGGCAAGUAACUCAUCAGUCCCUGUAAUCUCUGCCUGCCCUUGAUUGUCAUUGGCUGAUCUGCUCUGAUGUCACAGUGGGGCUUUGCAAGCAGAAGAAUGGCUACUCCUCUUGCUGCUAUUGGCUUAACUGUUCUGAUGUCACGGAGAGACUGGGGCAGCCUUGGCCCAUAGAGCUGAAUGUUCAAGUGGAUACAAGAGAUGUCAGAAUUCCAAGGUACAGCAAGCCACUUUUCUUAGACUGAACCAGAGAAGUAUUGCCUCCAAACCAAGAUUCAUGAUAACAGCCCUGCUGCACAUUGCAGUUUUGAACUGUGAAUAUGUCUGCUGUGGCACAGUGAUCAAUUAAUUCCAUUUCAAAGGCCUCCAGAAAAAAGCAGGCUGCCACUGUCAAACCUAUCGCACAACCUAUUGCACAACUUAAGAGAACCAGCGUGGUAUAGUGGUUAGAGUGCUGGACUAGGACCGGGGAGACCCGAGUUCAAAUCCCCAUUCAGCCAUGAUACUAGCUGGGUGACUUUGGGCCAGUCACUUCUCUCUCAGCAUAGCCUACUUCACAGGGUUGUUGUGAGGAGAAACCUAAGUAUGUAGUACACCGCUCUGGGCUCCUUGGAGGAAGGGCAGGAUAUAAAAUGUUAACAAACAAACAAACAAAACCCUGAAUGGUCUAAUGUGGAUAUCACAAGACUUCUCCCUGCUUGCAUUUUCCAUUCACACAAAUGCUCUUGGUUGAAAGUAGUUUCGAUUGGAAUGCACUCCAAUAUGGACUGCAGCUAAGAUCACAUCUAUAGUUACACACUGAAACUGGUUUCACUCGUUUCCUGAAAUUGUGUGUGUUUGUCGGCUGUCUGGGCCCACGUUUGUCUGAGCAAAGCCUCAAAGUACUUUGAAGACCAAGGAAUGGGGAAGCCAUCAGGUGUACACAGCGUUAUCAGGAAGCUAGACCCUUUUCCUUCAGAGUACAAUGGUGCUAUACAUUCUUUUGGUCUGUUGUCUCUCCCUUUUUGUUUUCAUUCAGUCACUUUCAAAGUUCAGCUUGGAUUUUUGUCACGAAAGCAUCAAAGCCGUAUGUGUGUUGUGCUCCUCUCCCAUUGUUUCCAAACUCUCCCUAGAAUCAGUUUCUGGGGCUUACCUAAAUUCCUUCCACUGCCACUCUAGCCCUCUGUCCUUUGUAAGUUUUAACCUUUUGAGGUGACUCCAGUACUCCUGUAUAUCCUAAUAUAAGCUCAGUAUAUUGCAAACCGAGCCGGAUUAACCAUUGCGUUAUGCAUGUCAUAGAACAGUGUCUCGAUCAAACAUAGGGUUUUUUGGUACAUUUAUCUGAUUCUUUUACUCUACGUCCACACCAGUUGCACUUUAUGGUCCUCCUGAGCACUGAACACCCGUUUGAGAAAUAAAAGUCCAACAUUGUUUAUUUA
This is a messenger RNA of Hemicordylus capensis (graceful crag lizard), 3142 nucleotides long. RefSeq names its product phosphatidylethanolamine N-methyltransferase (gene PEMT). NCBI's taxonomy places the organism in Eukaryota, Metazoa, Chordata, Lepidosauria, Squamata, Cordylidae. The record is from RefSeq and is a predicted model, not a curated record. Gene Ontology annotation, molecular function: phosphatidylethanolamine N-methyltransferase activity. The transcript is spliced from 7 exons. Gene Ontology annotation, biological process: phosphatidylcholine biosynthetic process. Bases 171 to 839 code for a protein of 222 amino acids.